Oryza brachyantha (malo sina) is the source of this 1307-nucleotide messenger RNA. RefSeq names its product F-box/kelch-repeat protein At2g43445-like. Lineage: Eukaryota; Viridiplantae; Streptophyta; Magnoliopsida; Poales; Poaceae. The transcript has a single exon. Gene Ontology annotation, molecular function: protein binding. The record is from RefSeq and is a predicted model, not a curated record. Bases 162 to 1307 code for a protein of 381 amino acids.
CGUCACCUUAAUUGAAUUUAGCUCUUCUGUUGUUGGACUCGUUCCGUUCUCGUGAACAGAUCGCAAUCCCAUCGGCGGCGAAUCCCGGCAGCGAUGGAGCCGCCGCCGCCGACGAGACGCCGGCCACAGUGUGCAGGAGGGAGGGAGCGACGCGGCGCGGCAUGGGCGUGGCCAUGGCGCUACCGGAGGACAUGGUGCGCGAGGUCUUGCUGCGCCUCCCGCUCAAGGCGGCCGUCCGCUUCCGCGCCGUGUGCCGGCGGUGGCGCGCCGCGCUCUCCGACCCGCGCUUCGUCGCGGCGCACGCGGCGCGCUCGGGCCCGCUGCUAGUCGCCGGCGCCCCGUACCGCCGCAGGGACAGGUCCGGCCACGUGGAUAUCCUCAGCCUCGCGGGCGACGUCGUGCGGCGGACGCGCGUGGAGGAGGGCGUCGUCGAGCUGCUCACGUGCGGCGACCUGGCCUGCGUCGUCGGGACGGACGCGAGGGCGCGCGUCCUCCACCCGGCCACCGGCGACGCGGCCGCCGUCCUGCCGCUCGACGUCGCCGAGGAGAACAAGCCAUGGCAGGGGUGGCGGGCCGAGGAGAGGUUCCACGCCGCCGCGUACGCGUUCGGCCGCGCCUCGUCCACCGGCGAGUACAAGGUGCUCCGCGUCGUCCGCUUCUCGCCGGACCAGCGCGACGAGCAGGCCGUCGAGGUCCUCACCCUCGGCGCCGCCGCGAGGUGGACGGCCAGGCAGCCCCCGCCGUCCCACCUCGCCGGCACCGGCAUGGCCGUCGUCGCCGGCGUGGUGCACUUCUUGGCGCUCCAAACGCACCCCCCCCCCUCCGAGCACACGGGCUCCAUCGCUUCGUUCGACCUCGACACCGAGCAGUGGAGGCCGCUCCUCCAUGGACCAACACCCAACCUCCAGCAAGACGCCGAUCCGGAUCCGCGGCCGCCAUUGCUGAGCUUGACCGAGCUGAAGGGCUUCCUGGUGAUAGCCCACCGCCACCGAUCGCAGCACCAGCCAUGGUCAAGAAUGGAUCUUUGGUUCCUCGCCGACUCCGAGGAAGAAAUCUGGGUGAGGGAGUACACGAUCCAGGUUGAGCUUUCGCCGAGAGAUUUCUGCGCGCACCCGCUGCUGGUGCUGGACGAGAGGAGGAUCGUGCUGUGCGCGCGGCCCCAUGGGAGGGUGAUCGUGUACGACCUGGAGACUGGGAGAUGCAGAGAUAGAGAUUUGGGUGUUGGUGAGUGUGUUGAGGUUGGUGUGUACAGGGAAUGUCUGUUGGGUUCAGGUAGUGUUGUUGAAAAUGAAAUAAGGCGAUCCUAA